Molecule: messenger RNA, 1096 nt
Organism: Leptinotarsa decemlineata (Colorado potato beetle)
Lineage: Eukaryota; Metazoa; Arthropoda; Insecta; Coleoptera; Chrysomelidae
Product: spermine oxidase
Molecular function (GO): polyamine oxidase activity
Source: RefSeq, a predicted model, not a curated record
CGACAUUUAAAUGUACUCGAACCAUAAACGUCAUUACAAUCGUCAAACUUCAUCUCUAAAUUACUGUGAAUGAACACAAUGCUCUCCCAGAUCGUCAAACCAUUACAAAAACACAUAACGAAAAACAUCAGGCAAUUCAGGAAAUAUGUUAGAAAAUACAGCAAAAAGCACAGCCAAUCCAAAGAAAAAACUCAGAGUGAAUUUCAGGUCUGUACAAUUUCAGAUUGUAUGGUGGAUCCUUGUAAGCCAGAGCCUUCUGUUGUUAUUAUCGGAGCUGGAAUCGCAGGUUUAUCAGCAGCUCAAAGGCUUGUGCAUUGUGGAAUUAGUAACUUCACGAUUUUGGAAGCUACCGAAAGGCCCGGCGGAAGAAUACAUUCCUGCUGGUUGGGUGACGUUAUAGCUGAAAUGGGUGCCCAAUACAUAGAUGGCGCAUGUGUCGGAAACCCAAUCUACAAUUUAGCCGCUCAAGAAGGAUUAUUACAAGCCCCUCUGAAAACAGUGGACCCCUCCAAAGGCAUAUUCUGUACUAGUGAUGGACGGGCGAUUGAUACACCAAUAUCGAUGAUGGCUUUUCACGUUUUCAAACAUAUUGAGCACGAAGCUGCAAGUUUGUUCAAUAUGGGGUGCACCAAGGAUCACGGAUCUCUACAAAACUUCUUAGGAUUGCGAAUACAACAAGAACUGCAGAAGUUUCCGGAAGAUCGACGCUACGAUGUAUCGAGAAUAAUGUAUGGAUUAACGAAUGCCUUACGUGCAAGAAUAGGCGAUGACCUGAGUAGAGUCAGUGCAGAUAAUUUUGGAAGUAUAAUAAAUAUUCCUGGAGGUCAUGUUUGUCUACCAUUAUCUAGUCUCAAAUUUGGGAAACCUGUUGGACUCAUCAGAUGGGGAGCAGUGCAGAGUAGAAAUAAAGGUCCAAGAGCAGUUGUUCAGUGCUGUAAUGGUGAAGAGUUUUGUGCUGACUAUGUUAUCAUCACCGUUUCUUUGGGAGUAUUGAAGGAGCACGGCGAUAAACUGUUCUGUCCAGCUUUACCUGCGAAUAAAAUAGAAGCUAUUAAAGCAUUAGGUAGAUAGAAUUACUACGGUGAUAUUAAUGAUA